Messenger RNA from Zygosaccharomyces rouxii, 1434 nucleotides. RefSeq names its product allantoinase (gene DAL1). Lineage: Eukaryota; Fungi; Ascomycota; Saccharomycetes; Saccharomycetales; Saccharomycetaceae. The transcript has a single exon. Gene Ontology annotation, biological process: purine nucleobase catabolic process; allantoin catabolic process. Bases 1 to 1434 code for a protein of 477 amino acids. Gene Ontology annotation, cellular component: cytoplasm. Gene Ontology annotation, molecular function: cobalt ion binding; zinc ion binding; allantoinase activity. The record is from RefSeq and is a predicted model, not a curated record.
AUGCCUAUAAAAGCUAUUGGCUCUCAAAGGUGUAUCAUUGACAGCAGAGAAACAGCUGCUACAUUAUUGUACUCCACUGACUCGGGUAAGAUCAUUGAAAUAUAUAAUGAAUUGGUACCAUCGGUCGACGAUCCAAGGUUGAAAUUAUUUGAUGUUGAAGAUUUUGAAGAUGUUACUCCCAAAGUUAUUUUACCAGGCUUAGUGGAUUCUCAUGUCCAUUUAAAUGAACCCGGUAGAACUGAUUGGGAGGGUUUCGCUACUGGUACAAGAGCAGCCUCCAGUGGUGGUGUUACUACCGUAGUGGAUAUGCCAUUGAAUGCAAUUCCUCCAACUAUUAACGUAGCCAAUUUCAACACCAAAUUGAAGGCGGCAGAAGGUCAAUUAUGGUGUGAUGUCGGAUUUUGGGGAGGGUUGGUCCCAGGUAAUUUGAAAGAUUUGAUACCAUUAGUAAAGGCUGGUGUACGUGGAUUUAAAGGGUUCUUAAUGGACUCUGGAGUGCCAGAAUUCCCACCAAUUGAUAAAUGCUAUAUUGAAAAUGCUAUGAGUGAACUUUCUAAUAGUAAAGCGAUGGUUAUGUUCCAUGCUGAGCUUGAUACAGGCUCACAAGAGACUUCCCAUGAUAACCACCAUCAAGAGACGGAUUCUUGUCAAUACGAUUCAUUUUUGGCUUCAAGACCUGAUAGAUUCGAAUUUGAUGCAAUUUCUUUAAUCAUUGAUUGUUUGAAAAAAAGUAUGGCGGCAAAUUCUGGGAAAGGACCUUCGGUGCAUAUCGUUCAUUUAGCAUCUAUGGAGGCAAUACCACUAAUGCGUCAAGCUCACAAGGAUGGCCUACCCAUUACAGCAGAGACUUGCUUCCAUUAUUUGAGUUUGGCUGCAGAAAAAAUAGGUAAAGGUGCUACUUUUUGCAAGUGUUGUCCACCAAUUCGUAAUGAGAAAAAUCGUUUGGCCCUUUGGGAAGGUUUACGUGAUGGAUCCAUUACUUCUGUAGUCAGUGAUCAUUCUCCAUGUACACCAGAAUUGAAACAGUUAGAAAAGGGUGACUUCAUGAGUGCUUGGGGCGGUAUAUCGUCUGUUGGUUUGGGAUUGCCCUUAUUGCAUACGGUGGGGUCCACUUUGAAUCCUUCCGUUAGUCUGAUGGAGAUUGUUAAAUGGUGCUGUGAAAAUACUGCGGAACAAGUUGGAUUACAGCAUCGUAAGGGACAUUUAAGAAUUGGCUACGAUGCUGACUUUGUUAUAUUUGAUCCUAAUGCCAAGCAACGGGUAACCAAUCCCACAGUUUAUUUCAAAAACAAAUUAACCGCUUACAAUGGUCAAGAACUUAUUGGGAUUGUACAAAGGACAAUAUUACGUGGAUUAACUAUCUUCGAUGUAUCCCAUGGCGGUCCAUCCAAAUCGCCCUUAGGUAAGCCGAUCCUUGAGCCAAGAGAACAUUGA